GAUAAAUAAGGGGUGGACGAGAGAUGUUUUGGGGGUAACGAUAACAACGUCCAUCACAAUCUUGUUGAAAUAAAUAUCCAGUACUUUUAUAUGUAUCAACGGAUAAAAUUUUAGGACAAAUUGCACUCAAAAAUGGGGAAUACACAAAAGGCCCACCUUUUUCUUCUUCUUGGUUUUGUUCUUUUCUUUAUCUUAGCUGCGCAACCAUCCCCUCCGGUUUCUCCACCGCCUUCUCCAAAAUCAAAUGAAUGUGAAGACGGCUUAUAUUACUGUCCAGAACAUCAAACAUGUUGCUGUGGUGUAGAUUUCUAUGGCAUGUGCUUAGUUCAUGGAUGUUGUCCUCUUGAAAAUGGUGUUUGCUGUGAGGGAUCAAAUUUAUGCUGCCCAACUGAUUUUCCAUUUUGUGAUGUUUUAGAAGGCACAUGCCACAAGAACUAUGGAGACAAAAUUGGAGUUGCUGCAAGGAAGAGAACAAUGGCCAAGUUCAAGCUACCAUGGAGUAGUAGCGGUACUAAGGGAACAGAAGACGUGGACCAAACUCUCCAAUGGAAGAGGAAUCAGUUUUCUGCAAUGCGCUGAAAGAAAUUACCAAGUUAUUACAUGUUUUAUCAUCCCAAUGGGCACUCUUAGAGUGUUAAUCUGGAUCUUGUUGUCUAGUAAAGAUUGUAGAAAGAUAUGUACAAUUCAAAAGAAAAAAAUGUAAAAAAAUCAUUUGAUUAUCUAUAUAUAUAUAUAUAUAUAUAUAUAAUAAU
This is a messenger RNA of Nicotiana attenuata, 752 nucleotides long. RefSeq names its product oryzain beta chain-like. The record is from RefSeq and is a predicted model, not a curated record. The transcript has 2 exons. Bases 133 to 579 code for a protein of 148 amino acids. Lineage: Eukaryota; Viridiplantae; Streptophyta; Magnoliopsida; Solanales; Solanaceae.